AUGCUUUCAAACAAGAGAUUGAUUUUUGCACUAUUAUUCAUCUUCACCACCUUGAUUUAUGCUUCUUAUGGAAUUAAUUCGGAUAUAACUGACAUUUUGGAUAAACGUGAUAAUAAUAAUAAAAGGGGUGACAGCGGUAGCAGCGGUAGCAGCUCAGAUACACUUAAAAAAUACUGCUCAGGGUUCAGAUUUCUAUAUCCUUAUGCAAAGGAUGAUACUUCAUACAACCAGCCCAUACAAAUCCAAAACAAUACUAACAUUACUGUCAUGUGGGCGAAAGACGCAUCGUCUAGUGUUAAAACAUGCAUGGACUGUGAAAUGUUGCAGUCAGGUCAUCAAUUUAUUCAAAUUGUAUGGAAAAAAGGAAUUGAUAUGACACCCGGUUAUGCGUCUGCUUCUGUUCACUUUUCCUGUGAUCCAGGCACGCCACUUCCUAUUACUGUUACCCUCAGAGCUAUAGGUCAAACUGCCGAAGGUCCAAGAUGUGCUGCUUACUC
This is a messenger RNA of Dentiscutata erythropus, 497 nucleotides long. Lineage: Eukaryota; Fungi; Glomeromycota; Glomeromycetes; Diversisporales; Gigasporaceae. The record is from the annotation of a GenBank genome assembly.